Mugil cephalus (flathead mullet) is the source of this 3417-nucleotide messenger RNA. RefSeq names its product cysteinyl-tRNA synthetase 1 (gene cars1). Gene Ontology annotation, molecular function: cysteine-tRNA ligase activity; ATP binding. The coding region runs from base 1 to 2574 and encodes 857 amino acids. The record is from RefSeq and is a predicted model, not a curated record. Gene Ontology annotation, biological process: cysteinyl-tRNA aminoacylation. Gene Ontology annotation, cellular component: cytoplasm. The transcript has 23 exons. NCBI's taxonomy places the organism in Eukaryota, Metazoa, Chordata, Actinopteri, Mugiliformes, Mugilidae.
AUGGUCCGUCCUUUAUUAGUGUCCCCCCACCUCGCCCCGAGGCCUGGACGCUUUAGUUCCGGGCCGCUAGCAUUUUGUGCUCGGCUUCUUCUUCCGGUCACGUUAUUGUUGCAUCAGCAUCCGACUCUGCUGCAAUGUCGAGCUCAGGAGAGCCAGAUUAAAGACGAGGCCUCGUUGGCCGCGGCCCUCAACGACUACCUAGCCCCACGCAGCUACCUGGCCGGGUUCGGCCCCUCCCAGGCCGACCUGAGGGCCUUUACCCUCCUCAGCUCGGCCCCCGGCCCCAGACAUGUCCACGCUCUGCGCUGGUACAGACACAUAGCAGCCCUGCAGCUGGACGUCCACCCAGACAGCAGCAUGAAAGGAAAGCGGGUCCAGCCUCCGUGGUCGCCCCCCCCAGGAACAAAUGUCCCUCAACUCAGACUCUACAACAGCCUGACCAGAACAAAGGAGCUGUUUGUUCCCCAGAAAGGAAACGUGGUGACUUGGUACUGCUGCGGCCCCACGGUCUACGACGCCUCCCACAUGGGACACGCCAGGUCCUACAUAUCCUUCGACAUCCUGAGACGGAUUCUGAGAGACUACUUCAAGUACGACGUCCUCUACUGCAUGAACAUCACAGACAUCGACGACAAGAUCAUUAAACGAGCUCGUCAGAAUUACCUCCUGGAUCAGUACAAGGAGAAGAAGCCUCAAGCUGCUCAGGUCCUGCAGGACGUCCUCAGCGCCAGAGGGCCUUUUCAGACUCAUUUGGCUUCGACCACUGAUCCAGACAAGAAGCAGAUGUUGGAGAAGUUGGACGUCGCCGUCACGUCAGCUCUGACUCCUCUGCAGGCGGCGAUGGAGAACAAAGCAUCCGACACGGAGACUCAGCAUCUGGCCCAGGUGUUGCUGGAAAAGUCCAAGGAUUUACUGGCCGAGUGGUUGGACUCACAGUUUGGAAGUCAAGUCACGGAGAAUUCAAUCUUCUCCAUCCUCCCCAAGUACUGGGAGGCAGAGUAUCACAAAGACAUGGACGCCCUCAACGUCCUCCCCCCGGACGUCCUCACGCGAGUCAGCGAAUACGUCCCCGAGAUCGUGGAGUUUGUGAGGAAGAUCGUCUCCAACGGUUACGGGUACGAGUCCAACGGCUCCGUGUACUUCGACACCUCCAAGUUCGAUUCCUGUCCACAGCACUCGUACGCCAAGCUGGUCCCCGAGGCCGUGGGAGACCAGAAGGCUUUACAGGAGGGAGAAGGUGACCUGAGCAUCUCCGCAGACAGAUUAAGUGAGAAAAAGUCCCAGAACGACUUCGCUUUGUGGAAAGCGUCGAAGCCCGGAGAGCCGUCGUGGGAUUCUCCGUGGGGGAAGGGGCGGCCGGGGUGGCACAUCGAAUGCUCGGCCAUGGCCGGCUCCAUCCUGGGGGAGUCCAUGGACAUCCACGGUGGAGGCUUCGACCUGCGAUUCCCUCACCACGACAACGAACUGGCCCAGUCCGAGGCUUUCUUUGAGAACGACUACUGGGUCCGUUACUUCCUCCACACGGGACAUCUGACCAUCGCCGGCUGCAAGAUGUCCAAGUCUCUGAAGAACUUCAUCACCAUUAAGGACGCUUUGGCAAAGAACACAGCUCGUCAGCUCCGCCUGGCGUUCCUCAUGCAUUCCUGGAAGGACACUCUGGACUACUCGUCUAACACCAUGGAGUCGGCCGUCCAGUACGAGAGGUUCAUGAGUGAGUUUUUCCUGAAUGUGAAGGACGUUCUUCGAGCUCCCACUGACAUAACCGGUCGCUUUGAGAAGUGGGAGACGGCCGAGAUGGAGCUGAACAACAGUUUCUACGACAGGAAGUCGGCCGUGCACGAGGCUCUGUGCGACAACGUGGACACUCGCACCGUCAUGGAGGAGAUGAGGACGCUGGUCGGCCAGAGCAACAGCUACGUCGCUGCCAGGAAGAGCUCCAAGCUGAGGCCGAACCGGCUGCUGCUGGAAAGCAUCGCCCGGUACCUGACGGACAUGCUCAGGAUAUUUGGUGCAGUUGAAGGAUCAGAUCCCAUCGGUUUCCCUGUGGGAGGACAAGAUCAGAACAUCGACCUGGAGUCCACAGUGAUGCCGUACCUCAGCGUCCUGUCAGACUUCAGGGAGGGCGUCAGGAAAAUAGCCCGCGAGCAGAAAGUGAUGGAGCUGCUGCAGCUCUGCGAUCUGAUCCGAGACGAUACGUUACCGGAGCUGGGCGUCCGUCUGGAAGAUCAUGAAGGUCUUCCUACUGUGGUGAAGCUGGUGGACAAGGAGACGCUGCUAAAGGAGAGAGAGGAGAAGAAGAAGAUGGAGGAAGAGAAGAAGAAGAAGAAGGAAGAGGCUGCCAGGAAGAAACAGGAGCAGGAGAUGGCUAAACUCGCCAAGAUGAAGAUCCCUCCCUGUGAAAUGUUUCGCUCCGAAACAGACAAAUACUCCAAGUUUGAUGAAACGGGUUUCCCUACCCAUGACUCUGAGGGGAAGGAGCUGAGUAAAGGUCAGGCUAAGAAGCUGCGGAAGCUGUUCGAGGCUCAGGAGAAGCUGCACAACGAGUUUCUUCAGACGAACCAGAACGGAAACUGAGUCCGUUCCACAGACUCCUUCCAAACCCGCAGAAUAAACGUUCAGCAGAAGCCGGGUCGUCGUUUUCCUCCCGUUCAUCCUUCAGAAGUUUAAACCCUCUCACCAGGGAGUGAAGGGGGAGAAAUGGGAACUGUAAAAGACUUCCUGUUCUGUUUGAGUCGUCACUGCCGAUCGGUUUCAAGGGUUAAAUGAUGAUUUUUUUUACUAAAUUAAAAGGGACGUACGAAUUAAAAGAGAAACCGACGUGAGCUGCUUCAUCUCCUCCUCGUCUCUGAUCGGUCGCCUGCUCAUAUUCUGUAACUAGACCAGAAGGGACGGAAAGAAGUCUCCCUCAAAUCACUUUAAAAUAAGACAAUGUUCCUCUCAGUCCUCUCCCCCCUCCCCCCUCCCCCUCCAUCCCUCCAUCCCUCCUUCCCUCCUUCCCUUCCUCCCUCCCCCCGUUUGAAUAAUAAUUAAUUUUCUUCAGGAUAUUAAACUUCAUCCAUUCCUCGUUUUCCGCUCUCGGCUUCACAACGUGUCACAGAAUAAAUCUGAUGAUGUUUCUAUAUUUCCUACAGGUGGGGGUGGGGGGGGGGGAGUGGGACUAUUUUCAGCUGCGGAGUGAUACGGCAGAGAAAUAAAACAUGGCCGACUUCAUGUUUGAACCAACAUUUUUUACCUCAUGGAACCAGAUAAAUGUUGGAUCAGUGUCUCAAUAAAUCCUCCGUGGACAGACUGGUGAUAAAACAUGUUGGAAUCUAUCGGGUUUUUAUUAUUAUUAUUAUUAUUAGUUCUUUAAUCUGAGUUAUUUCAUCAGCUUCACAGAAGAAUUCAAAUAAAAUGAGACGUUUAAGAAGACGCAGA